This is a messenger RNA of Fusarium oxysporum Fo47, 2035 nucleotides long. Its product is annotated as Pyoverdine/dityrosine biosynthesis protein-domain-containing protein. The record is from RefSeq and is a predicted model, not a curated record. Bases 39 to 1931 code for a protein of 630 amino acids. The transcript has 4 exons. NCBI's taxonomy places the organism in Eukaryota, Fungi, Ascomycota, Sordariomycetes, Hypocreales, Nectriaceae. Gene Ontology annotation, molecular function: oxidoreductase activity.
CGAACACUCAUCAAGCGAUCAUAAUCUUUCAUUUUACCAUGGCUGUAUCCAGUCUUCGUCCCGUGAUUCCCUUCCCUUUUGGGACUGCCGUUAACAAAGUCUCUGCUGAACCAUUGACCACCGCUGUCGAUAGGGCGGCUCUUGAGACAUCAAGCAAAAUCCUUGAUAUCAUCGGAAGAUAUCGCAUGAAACAAGACGACAACCUCUACUCACAUUCCGACGAGUCAACUCUCAAAUUCAUCGCUCUCAUCUACACGCACGUCAAGGCUGGCAAGCCAGUCCCUAUGUGCCUACCAGCUUUCCCUUUCAAGUCACCAAACUCGACAUCAAAGACUUUAGGAAAGCUCCCUGAUAAGGGUGAAGAGAUUGCUCUUGCUCACCUGAACGGACUUUGCAGCGCUAUUGGUGAUCUAACGAAGGCAGACCUGCUUGGUGUCCCAGAUAGAGAUGUCUGGGCAUACGGCGAGACUCUUCGCUCGAUGGCAGCUGAGAAGGAAUUUCACAACAUCUCCUUCGCACGACUUCGUGAUCUUGUUGAGAUCGAUCUACCAAAAGACCUCGAGGAGAUGACCUAUGUUGCCAACGCAUCAAACUUUCGACGUGCACUUCUCAACACCUUCAGCAAGCCCGGAUGGAGUUGGGACGAAGUCCGCCAAUUAGAUGACCAGUGCAUGACUUACCGCGGAUACAUCAAGUUUCUUCAAACAGAUCUCGAAACAGUGUAUCCGGUUGAUGAGAACCGCAGCAAGUCAAAGUAUAAGAGAGGAAUUGAGUACAUUGCGAAGCAAAUGAUGGCUCGUGGUGAUGCCUUUGCCAAUGCUGUUCGACAAAAGUAUCCUGACCAUGUUCGCCUGUCAAUCCAUCCCUCAACUGGGGCUGUCAAGCUUUCCAUCAGCCUUUUGCCUACCGAGCAACUCUACACCACGCCCUGGCAUUGCAGCGUGGCUUACAGACUAGACGGUACCAUCAGAACAGGGAUGCGAUCUGAGUUUGACAACGAUGAGAGUCUCGAACUGGUCUACGACAACGGAAGACCUUCGCAUUAUCGCGAGAAGUCGCCUCUGCUAUCGUGGGCAGAAGACAAGGGCGGCAUUGCCGUCGACCCGAUGUACCCCGCUGGUCUGAUAAUUCGUCCUGCAAAUGGAGCUGGCUCCCUUACACUUGACGACAUCGACACGAAGAAAGUUCGCGCCUUGUCAGAAAUCAACUCGCCCGUUGUUCUCAAGGGAUUUGUCAAGAAGCCUAAUCGCGACCGCUUCAUUGACUUCAGCCACCGUUUCGGAACACCCUUACCUUGGAAGUUCGGCCUGUUGCUUGAAGUCAAGGACCGAGGGCAAGAUACUCGAGGCCUGAACAACGUUCUAUCUGCAGAGCCUAUGCCAUUCCACUACGAUGGUCUGUUCAAGGUCGUCAAGCAGACAGAUGAGAAUGGAAAUGAAAAGACAGUCUCGACUCCACCUCAAUUCCAGCUCUUCCAGGGCGCUACAUCCUCACCUAGAGAUACCGGUUUCACCCUUUUCUCUUCAUCAACUCUAUUCUUCAAGUACCUCCCAUCAUGGUUGAAGCAGGACAUCUCCAACCUCACCUGGAGUGUGUCUACAUCAGCAUUCGACAACACCGUCCUGAGAGGCCUGCCUCUAGCUAUCGACCAUCCUACGACCGGCAAGCCAUGUCUUCGAUACCACGAGCCUUGGCCUCAGUCCAAGACACGAUUUGAUGCUUCGGAUAUUACGAUUGACGGACUUGAGGUUACUGAGAGUGCUGCUAUAUGCGAAACUAUCGACUCGGUUCUUUAUGAUCGUCGGGUUGCGUUGUACUAUGCUUGGGAUAAGGGCGAUAUUCUGGUCAGCGAUAACAUCUUGAUGAUGCAUACCAGGAGUGAUUUCACCGCGGGGAUUGAUCGUGAGCUGUGGAGAAUUCACUUUGACUAGUGUACUACUAUUAUUUGGGUGGCAGAUUUGAGUAUAUUUCAUUGAUGUGGAUUUGAAGGUUUCAUAUAGAUUAUCUCUGUAAUAGAUUGCUUCUGAUACUUAAA